AUGGCGGCCCUUGCCCGCCGGCUGGAGCGCCUGCUCUGGCCACGUGUGCGGGCGCUUCGCCUGGCUUUCUGGAGCGCAGACGCACGCCCGCGCUCGCUCUGGCCCCGCGGCGAACCAGGAGGCUCUACCGCGGUGGUGUUACUCGUCUACCUGGCACACUGCGGUGACUCUCGCGCGGUGCUGAGCCGCGCUGGAGCUGUGGCCUUCAGCACCGAGGGCCAUCGACCCCUCCGGCUCCGGGAACGCAAGCGUAUCCGUGCGCUUCUCUGCGCGCAGCUGUUGGACACGUGCCUGUGCAAGGUCCUGGGAGCGUGGGGCCCCGUGCUGGGGCAUUCAAUCAGGUCCCACUACAGUAUACACUCGUUUCUCCACCUUCUUCAGGGCAGGCUGGACAACAUGACCUGCAUCCUGGUCUGCUUCCCCGGGGGCCCCCAGGUUGCAAGGAGGAAGGAGCUUGAGCUGGAUGCAGCCCUGGGCCGCAGGGUCGCAGGGGCACUCCCAUAAUCCUUGCCGUGUUCCUCUGCCCAGAAGCCCCCCAGCCUGAACAAGGUGUUCAGGACUCUGGCCUCUGAGGACAUCCCGGAUUUACCUCCUGGGGGAGGGCUCUACUGCAUGGCCGCUGUCAUCGCUGAAGCUUAUUCUCAGCUCUUCCAGGCCUCAGGGCAGCGCUGGGAGAAGGCGAAGAACGGGGCUGGGAAGGCCACUGGCACCCAUCCAAGCUCUGCCUUGGACUUCAGGCCUGACAGCUGUCGUCCUUAG
This is a messenger RNA of Myotis brandtii (Brandt's bat), 759 nucleotides long. It is a transcript of the gene PPM1N, whose product is annotated as protein phosphatase, Mg2+/Mn2+ dependent, 1N (putative). The record is from RefSeq and is a predicted model, not a curated record. Lineage: Eukaryota; Metazoa; Chordata; Mammalia; Chiroptera; Vespertilionidae. Gene Ontology annotation, molecular function: phosphoprotein phosphatase activity; magnesium ion binding; manganese ion binding.